AUGUUCUGUUUCAAGAGCAUCGAAGGUUGGCGGCUGCUGUGGUGUUCACGCGUCGUCCGGCUUGCACUUGCCAGCCAGAGCGCAGACGAGGAGCCUGCUGGGAGGGAGGACAAGCUCGGUUCAGCGUCUACUACCGUUGGUUGGGCCGCCGACCGCUGUUGGCCUGUCGGUGGCGAGGAUGCCUGCCUGACCUACGCUGACAAGUCGCCGGAUGAGGCUUCUGUGGCAGUCCUUUACAGGGAAGGUUGCCGUGAGAAGGUGUUGAAGCAUCUGUCAGCCUCCAGCGAGGAGGAGCUGAAGGGUUCCGGUGAGCUGCCUCCAGACCCAAAGGCCUUCAGCAAGGGCAGCAAAGCUCUGCCUCGGUCCUGGCUGCUGGCUCGGGAGCUCCUGGCGAUGAUGCUCGGGGCUGGAGCUGGAACCUUCGAUGCACGGAGCAGGGCUGCCAUGAUUGAGAUGAUCCUGGGUUGCAGACAUGAGAAAAAGUUUGGCCACUUCGGCAUUCCCGAACAGGUGAUAGCUGGUUGGGAGUCCGAGAUUGGCGGCGCUCUGUUUGAGGCUUUGGAGGCCUCAAGCAUCCUCGAGGCGCAGAAAGCUGCGAGAGGCAAUUGGAGGAAAAGCAAGGUGGCCAUGGCCGCGGCCGGCGGUGGGCUUGUCUUGGCCAUCACUGGUGGUCUUGCUGCGCCCAUCGUUGCACCGGCAUUGGCAACAGGUGUUGUUUAUGUUUGUCAGCUUUCCCGAUCCGCGGCUCUGCUUGACAAUGUUGUUGCAGAAGAUCCGGUAGCGAUCCUCGAGAAGCCAGAAGCCACCCAGACCUGCUGGCUUUUGGUCACUUGUACAGCGGGGGCCGUGGCCUUGUUCGGCGCAACAGGCGCUGGACUGACCGGGUGGAAGAUGUCGAAGCGAUGGGGAGACUUGGAGGAAUUCGAAUUCCAGCCAUUGGAAACCAGCUUCAGGAGGCCACGGCAGCGCUGGAUCAAGCGACCACCGAUGGCACGUUGCGUGAGGACGUUGCCGUACCUAUCGCUGGCGGUGGGCUGCACGCUCUCCGAAAAGGACACCCACACAAGCGACAGUAGCCUGGCAAGGUGCAUCGGACAGUUGACAGAACCUGUGUGUGCAUGGAUGAAUGGCGCAUACGAAGUAGCUGUGGCGCAACUUGGUGCCGUGAGUCCUGGUGGGAGCACGACCGUGCGCUACCACUUCCAGCACAAGGUGGACCAGGUGCAGAGGCCCAUGGCCAAGCAGGGGAAGAGGGCAUUUCGUGAGUUGCCAGUCCACGAGAUCCACGAUAAGAGGGCUCAGGGCUUCGGUGACCAGAGCUGCACCGCCAGGGCUGACUUUCGAAAGCCGUGGAUGGACGCAGCCAAGGUGUUCUUUCCCAAGAGUGGAGUUGCUGGAUGUGAGCGGUGUGCUUUCGUCUUAGCGCAUGUUCACGUGAAGGGCCCGCGCGGCCCUGGGGGAUACAUGGCAGGGUCGGGGGAAGAAUUGUACAGCUUCACCUACUCGGAUGGCUUGCGCAAAGGCUGUCACAUUGUGGAGCAGCUCCACGUGGACAAGAUAGCAGGGCGCUUUACUUGGACACGUGGCCUUCAGAGCGAGGGCAAGGAGGUUGCUUCGAAGCGACAAGGUAGCUCCUAUGUGAUAUCGCAUGUGUCCAGCGUCCGGUUUGCAACUCGCCUGGGUGAUCCCAACUCGGAGUUUCUGAGCGCCACGCAGCGACAGCUUGUCAAGCAUCGUGCGAUACGGACUUGGCUCAGCAGCAAUGCACCGUCCAUACUGGGCCUGCUUGCCGUCCUCUUCAACGCCUUGACAGUGACUCUGGUACUUGCAGCAUGCCUAUGCCACGCCACAUGGCAAGUCUUUCCUCAGGCGGGCGAUAGUUUCGACAUGUCUCAAGGCCCAGAUUCGGAAGCGCUCGCAGCUGCUGCAACUCUUUCAGUCUUGACGGUGCUUGCCGCAACGGUGGCAGGCUGGUGGCUGGGCAUCUUCAGAUGUAGAUGCUGCGGCUUCAAGGCCUUUGAGCGUGAGACGGUGGGCACCGCGACAAGGUUGACUUCAAAGAUAGCUGCGAGGUGCAAGAUCCAGAGGCCACUGACUGGGGCAGUUCUCGCUGUCUGCAUACUCUGGUGCUUUUUCGUGCUGCUGUUGUGCCCGAUAGCUUAUGGCCUGAGUCGCCGAACCAUGUGCGACGAGGGUAGCUGUAGCCCGGAACCGGGCUCUCCUUUGCUCCCCACCUGUGGUGUCGGCCGCUGCCGAUGCGGGGGCCUGGCGGAUCUGACAUGCAUUACAGCCAGUGCAGGGCAGGACCUGUCACUCUGCAGAAAUGUGAAGCAGCCCAUGUGCACAGCCGCGGGCAGUGAUCAAACUGCAAGCGGCGUGCACCUGCCGCUGUUGGCAUCUGCCGUGGGGUCAACAGGUGUCGCCGUACUGCUGGGCCUCGUGUGGCUGCUGAAUGCUUGGGGCAUGUAUGCCGGCUGGGUGAGAGCAAUAGAUCCAUCGGAGGUGGUCAUGGUGCCCCAGGUGCAAUACCACAGGCCCGGAAAUGGGACGUUGGCUUAG
Symbiodinium necroappetens is the source of this 2559-nucleotide messenger RNA. Lineage: Eukaryota; Dinophyceae; Suessiales; Symbiodiniaceae. The record is from the annotation of a GenBank genome assembly.